Hyposmocoma kahamanoa is the source of this 594-nucleotide messenger RNA. It is a transcript of the gene RpL22, whose product is annotated as 60S ribosomal protein L22-like. Gene Ontology annotation, cellular component: ribosome. Gene Ontology annotation, biological process: cytoplasmic translation. Gene Ontology annotation, molecular function: RNA binding; structural constituent of ribosome. Bases 119 to 562 code for a protein of 147 amino acids. The record is from RefSeq and is a predicted model, not a curated record. The transcript is spliced from 3 exons. Lineage: Eukaryota; Metazoa; Arthropoda; Insecta; Lepidoptera; Cosmopterigidae.
UAGCCACCAAACAGGAUUAUUAUUAUAGAGGAACUAGCCACUUGGAGAAAUAUUGACGUUUAUAUCGGCCAUUUUGCAGUUUCUUCGGUGACUGUUCUACACGUGUUUAAUUGCCAAAAUGGCAGUGACAAAGAAACCCGUGGCUAAGAAAGCCCAGUUACACCAAAAGUCUGGCAGGAAAGGCAUUAAGGGUGGUAAAAUCCGCGGCAAGGGGAUCAAGAGGAAAAUUAACCUCAAGUUCGUGAUUGACUGCACUCACCCCGCCGAGGACAGCAUCCUCGAUGUUGGCAACUUCGAGAAAUAUCUGAAGGAACAUGUCAAAGUUGAUGGCAAGACUAAUAACCUAAGCAAUCACGUUACGGUGGCCAGGGACAAAACGAAAGUUGCCAUCAGUGCAGACAUUCCCUUCUCCAAGAGAUACCUGAAGUAUCUGACGAAGCGUUACCUCAAGAAGAAUAACCUCCGUGAUUGGCUGAGAGUGGUGGCUUCAGCUCAUGAUGCAUAUGAGUUACGCUACUUCAAUAUCAAUGCAGACAGUGAUAAUGAGGACAAUGAGGAUUAAGCUAUUGCUAAAUAAAUAGUUUUAUUGUAAAA